Molecule: messenger RNA, 8171 nt
Organism: Myxocyprinus asiaticus (Chinese sucker)
Lineage: Eukaryota; Metazoa; Chordata; Actinopteri; Cypriniformes; Catostomidae
Product: AP-1 complex subunit sigma-2
Exons: 8
Coding region: 109-618 (169 amino acids)
Biological process (GO): intracellular protein transport; vesicle-mediated transport
Cellular component (GO): intracellular membrane-bounded organelle; membrane coat; AP-1 adaptor complex
Molecular function (GO): clathrin-cargo adaptor activity
Source: RefSeq, a predicted model, not a curated record
UCAUCAGCUGACGCUCUUUGGCAUAGAUUGUACACAAGACGCGAAACACUGUGAAUCCUGAACACAUGUAAAUUCAUCUCUCAUUUACACACUGACCUCUUCAUAAAGAUGCAGUUCAUGUUGUUGUUUAGCAGACAGGGGAAGCUCCGUCUGCAGAAAUGGUACGUGCCGCUGUCCGACAAGGAGAAGAAGAAGAUCACACGGGAGCUGGUGCAGACUGUAUUGGCCCGAAAGCCCAAAAUGUGCAGUUUCCUGGAGUGGAGAGACCUUAAGAUAGUGUAUAAAAGAUACGCAAGUUUGUAUUUCUGCUGUGCCAUUGAAGAUCAGGACAACGAGCUGAUCACCCUGGAGAUCAUCCAUCGCUACGUCGAACUACUCGACAAAUACUUUGGCAGUGUGUGCGAGCUGGAUAUCAUCUUUAACUUUGAGAAGGCCUAUUUCAUCCUGGACGAGUUCCUGCUGGGAGGAGAAGCUCAGGAGACGUCGAAGAAGAAUGUUCUGAAAGCCAUCGAGCAGGCUGAUCUCCUGCAGGAGAAUCUAGAUUUUCAGAUCCGUCUGCUUCCAGGUGUUCUGAGUCAGAACGUGUCUCCUGAAUCCUCUGGACUAUUCCAGAGUUAAACCGGAUCAGGUGAACAUGAUUCAGCCACGACAUGAAUACUUUAACGUGCCUGUGUACUGAUGUGUCGCGGCUGUUGGUUGCUGUCCAUACUGCAUGCUGAGCCUCGCCCCCUGCAUGACUUGCCUGCUGGCUCUGCCUCUCUCUCUGCCACCAUCCAAUCAAAGAGCUGCAUCUUGGGGCACCCUGUUUCACCACCACACUGUUGGAUUGUGUUCACUGCAUACACACAUACACACCUCUCUCUCUCUCUCUCUCUCUCUCUCUCUCUCUCUCUCUCUCUCAUUAUAUAUUAUUUAUCUUUGGGGCUGUGUGAUAUCUGUGUGUUUAAAGGAAUAGUUCACCCAGAAGUAAAAAUUCUGUCAUCAUCUACUCAUAUAAGGUAGUGUGUCCAAGCUGUUCUUUUCCUUACAAUGAAAGUGGAUGGUGAUUUUUACUGCCAAACUCCAGAAAUGACUAAAUAAACUACUAUAAAAGUAGUCCAAAAGUCUUUAGAAGUCAUACAAUAGUUCUGUGUGAGAAAGAGACUAUUUAAUCAUUUAAAUGAACUAUUCCUUUUAAAGCUCACUAAUGGACAUUAUUGCAAAUUCUUUCAUUUUAGCACUUCGUCUAUUUAGUUUGCCAUGAAGACAUUCAGGUCUUGUUUGAAACUGUUUUUAAAGUGUUUAGAGUAUGGGUCAACGAUGUAAUGCUCAAUUAUUUUUUUUGUCGCGAUCUGAGUUAUUAGAAAAUACAUAAAAAAUGCAAUUAACGCCAAACAAUUACUUGAAUACACCUCUACUAUAAACACGUUUUUAAUUUCUGAGUUCAAAGUCGUUUGAUAUUUUUAAUCAAAAUUAUCUUAAAGGAAAUAAUGUCUAUGUGGUGUAACCGUCCAGAGAAAGUAAAUAAAUAAAUAAAUAGUAAUAAAAAGUCUUAUUGAAAGCCAUUAAAAAAUUUGUUUGGAAUAAUCUUUUAUUAUUAUUAUUUUUUUUUUUAAAUAAAUAAUAAAAAGCAGUGAAACAACUUUAUUUUUAAAUAUUAUUAUUUGAAAAACUUUUGUCCACAAAAUCAAAGUCAGGUAGUGUAACCAACAUGCAGGCAAAAAAUAAAGAAAUAUAUAAUAUUUGAAAUUUUUAUAAAAAGGCAAAUUCUGUAAGUGUUUUUCAAAAAUGUAUGAAACAAACAUGGCACAGAUAUUAGAUUUCUACAAAGUUGUCACAUGUUUUAAACUACAUUUUUGAAGGAUUUCUCAUUUUUAUCACCUCUGACAACCUUAUUUGUCAGUGACCCAUAACAGUUCAGAACAGACUGGCAUUGUUAUGAAUUAUGUGUGUUUAUUUCUUGAGGUCAUCUGGAAUUCUGUUCUUUCACUGUAAACUACACCAGAACAACCAAACCAACACAAUCACAGCUAUGCAAGUUUACGCAGUUCACUGGUUGAUAAAUGAGUAAAUGAUGUUUGUGUGCACAUGUGGUGAUUUCUUUUUUAGUUUAUUUAGUGCAAAGUUUUUUAUGUAUACAUACACACAUACUUUGGCCCCAAAAGGUAUUUGAAUACUCAAGUGCCACUUAAAUGUACACGUCAUUGCAAGUAGAUGACAAUUUAUCUUCGAGUCUUUGAUUUCAAAAAUCACUAUAGUUUUUGGAGCCUCUGGAUUUCUGACGUCAAUAUAGACGUUUUACACUAGAAAUCCAUUUGCACAUCAAUGUUCAGUGUAAUAUUUAUGAAUAGAUUUUGGUCUAUAUUUAUAGAAUUAGAUUUUAAGAACAAAUCAAUAUUAGCGUUACUUUGCACAGUAAAUGUUAUGAAUCUACCCUUGAAAAUAUUAUCUGUGAUUUGGUCAGUGAUAUUCGUAGGCUGAUUUGAAUGUUAAUUAUUGAGCGUUUUGUAAUGCAAUAGAAAUAAACAAGUUAAAUUUACAUUUAAAAGUGAUUUGUGUGCUUUUAUAAUAGCUUUAUUUUAAAAUUUUCUUUAUAGAGUUUGAAUCUAAUGAAACUUGGCAAGAACAUAUCCAGGUCAUAUUUGGUCCAGAAAUCAAAAUAUAGAAAUAAAUGUGCUUUUGCUUAAAGAAAAUGAAACCUACCGUGGCAAGAAAAAGUAUGUGACCCUUUGGAAUUAGCUGGUUUUCUGCAUUAAUUGGUUAUAAAAUGUGAUCUCAUCUUCUUCAAAGUCACAAGUAUAGAAAAACACAAUGUGCUUAAGCUAAUAAACACACAAACAAUUAUAAUCUUUCAUGUCUUUAUUAAACACAUCCCAUUAAACAAUCACAGUGCUGUAGAUUUAAUAACUGGUCAAUCCUCCUUUGGCAGCAAUAACUUCAACCAAGAGUUUCUGGUAGCUGUGGAUUAGACCUGCACAAAUUUCAGAAGGAAUUCUGGACCAUUCUUCCUUACAGAACUGUUUCAGCUCAGCCAUAUUCUUAGGAUGUCUGGUGUGAACGGCUCUCUUGAGGUCAUUCCACAGCAUCUCUAUUGGGUUAAGGUCUGGGCUCUGACUGGGACACUCCAAAAGUUGGAUUUUCUUUUUUUAAAGCCAUUCUGUAGUGGAUUUACGUCGAUGUUUAGGGUCAUUGUCCUGCUGCAUCACCCAACUUCUACUGAACUUCAGCUGGCACACAGCAACCCUGACAUUAUCCUGUAGGAUAUCUUGAUAAACUUGGGAAUUCAUUUUUCCCUCGAUGAUGGCAAGCGGUCCAGGCCCCGAAGCAGCAAAGCAGCCCAAAAUCAUGAUGCUACCUCCACCGUACUCCACCGUUGGGAUGAUGUUUUCAUGUUGGUAUACGGUGCCCUUUUUACAUCAUACGUAGUGCUGCGUGUUCUUCCCAAACAACUCAACCUUAGUUUCAUCAGUCCACAAAACAUUUUCCCAGUAGCGUUGUGGAGUGUUAAGGUGGUCUUUGGCAAACUUCAGGUGCACAUCAGUGUUUUUGUUGGAAAGCAGCAGCUUCCUUUGUGGUGUCCUGCCAUGGACAUCAUGUAUGUUUAAUGUUUUCCAUAUAGUAGUCUCAUGAACAGAGAUGUUAAACAGUUCCAGUGAUUCCUUCAAAUCUUUAUCUGUCACUCUAGGGUUCUUUUUUACCUCAUUGAGCAUUCUGCGGUGUGCUCUUUGAGUCAUCUUGGCUGGAUGGCCACUUCUAGUGAGAGUACCCACAGUACUAAAUCAUCUCCAUUUAUAGACCAUUUGUCUAACUGUGGACAGAUGAAUAUAUCUUUGAGAUAACUUUGUAGCCAUUUCCAGCUUUAUGCAAAGCAACAAUUUUUGAUUGUAGGUCUUCUGAGAUAUAUUUUUUGUGAGGCAUGGUCCACAUCAGCAGAUGCUUCUUGUGAAUAGCAAACUUGAAAUGUUUGAGUGCUUUUUAUAAGUCAAAGUAUCUCUAACCCACACCUCCAAUCUCAUUUCAUUAAUUAGAUGCCAGGUUUGCCAACUCCUGACUCCAUUUAGAUUAUUUUUGUCAUCUUUAGCCUAGGGGUUCACUUACUUUUCCCACAGCACUGUGAAUGUUUAAUGGGAUGUGUUCAAUAAAGACAUGAAAUAUUAUAAUUGUUUGUGUGUUGUUAGAUUAAGCACAUUGUGACUUUAAUGAAUAUGAGAUCACAUUUUAUGAGUGUUAUAAAAUGCUAAUUCCAAAGGGUUCACAUACUUUUUCUUGCCACUGUAUUUUUAUGACCAUUAAAAUUAUUUUCAUGGAAAUUAAGCACAUGUUUCAAUGCGUUUAAUUUAUGUUGACAGUUAAUUUAGAUGAAAAAUCAUUUUGGAAUGGGAAUCUAUUUGUUGUAUUGCCUUUAUACUGACUUUUUGAUAUCAUUGUAUUAGACUAAUGAUAAUCUAAUCAGUGAUAGUAAUGGGAAUUAGCCUACAAAAAAAACUUGAAAAUGUCAAGUCCAGACACAUUAUAUUAAUCAGAAUUUGUAAAAAACUAUAUAAUUUAUUUUAUUUUGAUUAUGAGUGAAAUAUGACCCAGAUGUGUUUUUGUGCGAUUCACUCAGAGGAAAGCUUGAACACAGUUGAACUGAAUGAAAUUAGUGUUUGUGUUAUUUCCUGUGACCAAUCAAGUUCAUUUUUGCUCUUCCUGCCCAUCAGCAGUCGAGAAGAGAGAAUCCUCCUCUGGCUCGACACAAAGGGGGUGAAACACUAAUUGGGUUUUAAUUCCCACGGGAAUGUUAACAACUCAGUACUCAUGAAUGAUUCAAGACUCUUAAAGAGAAGCAUACAUUAAAUAUCUGUCUAAACAGCACUGAGCUGAUUCUGUCUUUACCCUGCGUUAAAGAUUACAGAGCCAAAGAGAUGUUUAAAAUCCAACUUGUCUGGAGCUGGAAAAUUAUUUUUGCUCAUUAUGUGUCAUUAUCUGACAGUUUUACACUUAAAAAUGUACAGAGCAAAAAAUAUUUUAAUCACAAUUUUUGUAUUGUUUAGUUAAGCAUAUACUAAAAACUUAGUCAAUUUUGUUUGAUUAUGCUUAAAAAACUUUCCAGUUGGGUAAGAAAAAUAAACUUGUUGGAUAUAUUUGAUAUUCUAUAUUUUAUUUUCUACAUUCACUAUUUUUAAUAUUGAAUUUAUACUAAAUAUAUUAAAUACAUUUCUAACGGAUUUCUGCUCAUUACAGUAUAUGCCACUUCAGAAUGUGUUGAAUGUACAUUGCAAAUCAUUUUCUUAAUCAGAAUUUUUGUCUUGUUUUCCUGUAAAAAAAAUAUCUAAACAUCCUUAAAACAAUAUACAUUUACUUUGAGAGGCAAUAUUUUGUUUUCAGAGAAUAUUUGCUGUAUUAAAGAUGCUGUAAGCGAUUUUAGCUGUUCAAACUUCCACAAGACUGAGCCGUUGAUUUAGCCACACCCCAUCUUUCCAAAACACCGCACCAAUACCAUUUAAAACCGACACAAAGCAUGUUCCCACGGUUGUCAAAUACAACAGUAGCAAAAUAGCGCCUGACAACUGACAAAUUAUGAAUCAGAAUAUGGCAUUUUUUUCAUGGAAAAGUAUGCAAAAAAAUGUCCUACACCAUGAAAGAUAUUAAUAAAAUAAGUGUCCUGAGAUAUCUCACCGGUCUCUGUGACAGCUCUGGACUCUGUAAACAGCCGCUUUCUGCCUGUCAAUCAUUUUGCAUGUUAUUGAGGCAUAAUGCCAUUUUAUGCCACGUUGUUCAUUACAGUUGUCAGUUGAGGGCGCUAUUUUGCUGCUGUUGUUUUUGUCAACCUCUUCUGAUCGUGUCAGUCUCAAUAAAUCUCAUUUGGUAACUUUGGAUUGCAGGAUUUUGGAAAGAAGGGCUUGGCUAAUCCAGUGGCUCAGCUUGUGGAUUUUCUAGAACGGCUAAUCGCUUACAGCACCUUUAAGCCUCAAUAAUUCGGUGCAACUACAACACUAUUAGAAUGUGCAAAAUUUGCCGUUUACACAGUCUAGUAAUGUCACAGAGACUGCUGAGAUAUCUCACAAAACUUAUUUCAGUGAUAUCUUUCAAGGAGAGGGAAUAUUUUUUGCAUACCUUUCCAUGAAAAAAAAUAAAUAAAUAUAACUUACAGCACCUUUAAGUUUAUUUUUCUCACCCCAUUUAGCAAGUUGGUUAGAUUCAUGCUUACAAGAAAAAAACUUUCCAUUUGGGUUAGAAAAAAAUGCUUUUUUAACUUUAUUUAAAUAUAAACUUUAAUAUUGUAUUAGGAUAGGAUAACCAACAUAUUCUAUUUUGAAAAUUAUAUAUAUAUAAAGUAAUUUGAGUAAAUAAUAGUAGAUAAUCACUCCAAAUAUAUGUCAUCGGAAGUCAAAUGCAUUGUGAAUCCAGUUUAAUAUUGAGUGUAACAGGUUUGUUCAGUAAAAAAAACACUCUUUUAAUCACAAACUAUUUUCCACAUUUGGGCUCUUGAGUUGCUGUGUGGUUCUUUGGAGAUUUAAAGCUUAUUGAUGUUUCUGAUGACCUGAUGUUUUGGUUUCUGGGUUUUUCAGAAUGUGGUUUUCUAAAGAAUAUAAAGUCUUUGUGGAAUGUAAAUGGUUCUCCAAUCACAUUUUAGAACCUUUAUUUUAAAAUGAAAGCUUUUAAAAACUGAAGCCAUUUAUGCACUUUAAUCUCUUUUUUUUCUUCUUCUGUUGUUCAUGCUGUUCAGGAUGCCAAAGAAGCAGAGACUCCCCGCAGCGUCCUAGAGGAGAUUGGACUCACAUAAACACUCUGAAACAACUGCCUGUCCGCUUAAAUAUGUAGCAAACACACACAAACAUGCACUACUAUGUGUUUAGGUUUUAACUGGUCAUCUCACAUUUGUACUUAGUCUGCGAGUUUAGUACAACACACACAAAUGUGGCACAGAACAGAUUCAAUUGCGAUAUUUCUUCCUCAACAUUUUUAAUGUUUAAUGUUAAAGUAAAACUCAUUGUUUCUUAUAACUGCAUUCUGUUUAACACACACUGUGCUGAUCUGGUUAAUGAAAUAUACAUGAUUAUUUCAUCAUUUGGGUUUAAUAUCAUCAUAUAUCCCUGCUGUAUACACACUACACACAGAAAUCUGAAAAAAACACGAUAAAUUAUCUACACUACUACAUUACAGAUCUUUGGAGACUCAUCACAUAUGAACACAUAAACAUAGUUGUAGAAAAACUAUUAAAAAGGGAUUUAUUCACAAACCAAAGAAUGCUUUUUCCUUUCUUGUUCGUUAGAUUUUAGAUUUUUACUGGUAAACAUCAGCACACUGUGUGUAGAGUGCAUUUGUAAAGCCUGAAACAUAAUCUACGCAAGUGUGUGAACGUAAACGUUUCUAGCUACUGUACUCAAACUUAAUUUCACACAUUGUCACAUUCCAAAAUGUGUCAGAAUGCAAUUAUGUUGCCACAAGGGGCGCUAUGGCAAACAUUAGCUUAACAUUCUUCUUCUACUGUCAGUUUUCUCUUUCUGGAACACUAUUGCUCCCUUAAGUUUGUUACUGGUACUGUAACGCAACACCAUAUUCUUGCAACCUGUUCAUAAAACAUUGACAUUUGCGUACUUGCAUAGAAUUUGUUUCUACUCUAAAUCUGCAUUUAAUCCACUAACCUGAACAACCUCACUGAUAAUCCACUGUGUAAUGAAGGCAACUAACCCUCGACCACUGUUAUAUUCACUGUAUUACUGCACACAAGUCAUAAAAUGUAACGAAAUUACAGUUUAUGUCUAGGCAAAAUAAUGUUUCACAAAACUUCUCAGUCAGUCUUUAUACGGAUGUUUUAUCAUGCCAGUAUUGUUACUAGUUUAGUUGCUGUUAAAGUGCAUGCUGUUCCACUAUAAACAAGUAUUUAGCAUGCGUGCAAUGACUAGAAGGUUUUUACAUGUAUGGUGUGUUCAACACAAUCGUAAAAGUGUGUCUGUACAGAUGUGUUACCUACAGUAGCAGUUAUUUUGUUUGUUUUCCCUGUUGAUCACAUGAUGUAGUAACAGCCAAUGUAAAGAAAUAACAUCACACACAGUUGUUAUUCUGUGAUCAACUCUAAAUAUUAGAUCCAAAAGCCCAUGAUGUAAUCUUGUUUACUCAUGUCUGUCUCGCUCUGGAGAGACGCUUUGUGUUGUCAGAAUGAAAUAAAGUGUUUGCUGAAAAUGGAAUAAAUUUGUUUACAGCUGGUU